AUGUACGGAAAGGCCAUGGUUCCAGUGAUCCUCCUGCUCAAUGCUGUGGCCCUCUCAUUGGCCAACAGUCAUGCCCCGCCAGCCUGCAAGGAUGGCAGCUGCCCUCAGCAGGUCGGACACAUAUUGCUUCAACAGCGCAGCAGCAUUGCACAAUCUGUAGGAGUGGUGUACACCGUGUACACCUUCGACUAUCAGGGCUGCUACAUGAAUGAAGUGGCGGCACGAGCGAACGGCCAUGUGGUCGGCAUAACCAUGGACAGUUGCGCGGACCUUGCUGUCUCCAAAGGGCACAACCAUACAUGGAGUACCCGCAAGAAUUUGAGAGCGCGGCUGCGCAGUGCUUGA
This is a messenger RNA of Symbiodinium natans, 345 nucleotides long. The record is from the annotation of a GenBank genome assembly. Lineage: Eukaryota; Dinophyceae; Suessiales; Symbiodiniaceae.